Messenger RNA from Macrobrachium nipponense, 3279 nucleotides. RefSeq names its product trichohyalin-like. NCBI's taxonomy places the organism in Eukaryota, Metazoa, Arthropoda, Malacostraca, Decapoda, Palaemonidae. The transcript has a single exon. The coding region runs from base 214 to 2805 and encodes 863 amino acids. The record is from RefSeq and is a predicted model, not a curated record.
GAUGUAAUAUGAGGAGGAUAUUGGACAGGACUUGUGAUCACGGCGGUCAAGAGUCGAAGAAGAUUGGCGGGGAUUCCUUCGACAGACCUCGAUCCUCCCGAAGGACUGCAGGAGUUGGUCGAGGACCUGGAGACCUUCGUCAGAACAGCGACGGAGAAGAGGAGGAAUCCUUCGGAGCCGAGCCGUGAAGCCCCUUCCGGAGUCUUCCCUGGAAUGAAGACAUUGUUGGCCCCAGGAGCGAACGUCUUCAGAGCCAGAAUCAAGCGUCUUUUUGAAAAACUAAGCGUGGAGACAGCGAGAGUCUCCGGGUAUAACGCUUCAUUCAUCAUGAUUGCAACUCACUGCUUUUUGCUACUAGUACUGUAUUUCUUGUGCUGUGACAUGUACGCUUCUAUCUGUGAGGACUGUAUAACAUUGUUUGGUUCUCAACGGAUUAAUGUUGGCGUACAGGAUACAACUUUUAAUAUGGCGGUUUCUCGGACUCCUGAAAUCUUUGAGGAACAACCCAGCAGCAUUGAUGCGCCUUGCUUUGCUCUCGCCAUCCCUGGGAUGGCAUUGGUGGCUGGCUUGGCACUCGCUGCUUUCUGUUGUUACCAGAUUAAAGGAAGCCGAGUUGACGACCUGCAAGGCAGUGAAGAUAGUGACGACAGUGAGGAUGAUGCAAACCUGGACAACGACGACGACCUGGACAACGAUGACGACCUGGACAAUGAUGACGACCUGGACAACGAUGACGACCUAGACAAUGAUGACGACCUGGACACCGAAAUUGACGACGAGAAAGACAACCUGCAAUUGGAAGAUGAAGAAGAUAGCGACCUGGACAAUGAUGACGACUUGCACUCUGAAGUUGACGACACUGAUGAUGACCUGACCACUGAAACGGACGAAAAGAUGAGCCCAGAAGAGGACCCAGUCGCUGCAACAAAAAUGGAACACCUCUGGAAAGAAUCUCAGCAGGAGAUCGAACUGCUCCGAAAGCAGGUACUGGAGAAAGAUCUGCUGCUUGAAAAGAGAGAAGACGAGAAGAACGAAAUUAAAAGGAAUUUUGAAAUGGAAGUAAAUGAAAGAGACAGAAAAAUUGUUAAUCUCCUCCAACAAGGUGAACAACUCAGAGGUGAAAAGCAGCAAUUGGAUCAGGAUUUAAGACUGGCUUUAGAUCAAUUAAAAGAGACGCAAAGGAUACAGAAAGAGCAGAAUGAGAAAUUGACGUUUCUGGAGCGUCACCUGCAGGAGAAAGAUCGCUUGCUCAAGAGGAGAGACGAGGACGAAAGCGAGAUGAGACGGCUCUUCCAGCAGGAGAUGGCUGGAAAAGAGAGAGAGCUGGAGGCCACCUUACAGAGGGAAACAGAACUCAGCCUGAAAUUGCAGGAGAGUGAAAACACUAAUGAGUUACUUGAUUUGGAAAACGAAGAGUUCUGUACGAUGAAUGAAGAGUUGGGGAAAGUUUUAGCCAAGAGAGAGAAGGAAGUCGACCUUCUGAAAGACUCCCUCGCCCUUAAAACUAAAGAAUUGGAGGAAGGUCAAGACCAACGUGAAAUAAUCAAGAGACGAUUGGAGGAAGCUGAAGAGGAUAACUCGACUCUCCAAGAAAAACUAAGGCUCGCUGAAGUGGAAAAUGUAAGGAUUCAGGAGGAUGUCCUCAAGAUGCAGGACCAGCAUCAAAAUCUCCAGUCACUUCUGAACCAAGCAGAGUCCGAAUUUAUCUUAACAAAAGAAAUUUUAAAGGAUGAGAGGAAAAGUAAGGAGAACUGGGUGGCCGAACUUAGAGGAGUAAAAGAAGAAUUAGAAGAAAAAGAGCUGGAAAUAAUGUCGCUGGAGAAAUCGUUAGAACAGAAGGAAACCAUUUUGCAGGAUGCUCUCCAUCACGGGAAAGAGAUGGAGAGCUUGUUGGAAGGAGCUAAGGAAAGAGAGAUAGAGAUGGAAGCUUCCCUAACGACCUUAGAAGCAGAGCUCCAGAAGAGGAACCUUCGAAUAGAAGAGUUCCUCACAAAAGAAGAACAGUCAAGGUGUGAACAACAAGAAUUCGAGAAUAAACUAGACAUAGCUCUCCAUUAUGCAAUGGAGCUGCAGAUGUUGCUAAAGGAAGCAGAAGAAAGGGAGAGGAAAAUAAAAAAUGAUUUAGAAGAACAGAGGAAUAAAAACCAUCUGUUAGCUAAGGAGAAAGAAGAUGGAGAGACUGAAAUAAAACGGCAACAUCAGGAGACUCUGAGGCAAAAGGACGAACAAGCAGAGGAACAGCGCGAACGCCUGGAGGAACUCCAGGAUAACUUGGAAAGUGCUUUGCGUCAAGAACAGAGUCUGGAACGCUUGCUGGAAUGUAAAGAAGAGGACCUCAUCUCUUUAAAGAAGAAGGAGAGUGAUGCCCAGCAAGAAGUGCAGCACCUCCAAAAGGACUGUGAAAUGCUGAAAGAAAAGAUUCAGCAGCAGGAGCAGAAGAGAAUGAGAGAUGAAAAGCGUCUCAGGGAGCAGCUAAGAACACAGGAGGAGGCUUUGAAGGAGCAUGACAAAUAUAUGUUGAUGAUGCUUCUCCAUGGGACUGCUCAGCGGAAUUUCCAGCUAGAGCACAUUGCGCUGGAACAUGAAGAUGAAAUGAUUGAAGGGAAGAGAGAGAAGUGUGCUGGAGGGACAGCAGGAAGGCAAGUCGAGGGGACAGAUGAAGACCCUUGUGAGAAGGCGCGCGAGGGAGAAGAAAGACAACGCAGGGCAUACUGGAACGCCCAGCAGGAGAAGAAUGAAGAUUUCAGGGAACAAUGGGAGGACCUCAAGCACAUUGUGAAAGAUGUCAUUAACGGAAAUGAAUGAAAUGCUUCAGGAGGACAUUCACCCAUGAAUGACAUCUAUCACUGGCUAGAGCCAACACCAGUUCAAAGGAUGGACAAACUCUCCCAGUGAAAGUCAAAGGAAAACUUUCCGGAGGCAGGAGGACAAGCUCUCAGUAUGAGAGCGAAAAGCUAUUUGGAGGUAGGAGGACAAGCUCUGAGAUUGAGAGCCAACAGCUCUUUGGAGGUAGGAGGACAAGCACUCAGUAUGAGAGCCAACAUCUGUUCAGAGGCUGGAGGAGAAGCGCUCAACUUGGGAGUCAACAGCUUUUCGGAGGCUGGAGGAUGAAGCUCUUAGUUUGAGAGCUAAAAGCUGUUCACAGAACUGGAACCCCACCAGAAGGCCACCAGAGGGCGUAAGUUCAAUGCCUUUUAUAUAUGCAAAAUAUGGGUUAUGCAAUGCAUAAUGGGUUGAAUACUUGCAUAUACCACUGUGGCAACCUCUGGCGUGGCGUAA